UGGACGAAAUAUGUGCGUCCUUUUUUCUGGCAAGCAUAUUCAGGAAGAGAUUCAGAAUAGCCUAUCCAUGAGUGUGCUACUGGUAGAGGCGUUCUACGGUGGCUCCCACAAACAGCUGAUAGACCUGCUUAGAGAGAAUGUGGACGACUGCGUGUCCUACACACUGCCGGCGAAGAAAUGGCACUGGAGGGCCAGGACAGCAGCCCUGUACUUCAUGCAGGCUAUCCCGGCUAGCCCCUCGUACAGGGUCCUGUUUGCCAGUUCUGUGCUGAACCUGUCUGAACUGGUGGCCCUGCGUCCUGACCUGGCCACACUGAAGAAGGUGCUCUACUUCCACGAGAACCAGCUGGUCUAUCCAGUCCGCAAGAGCCAGGACAGAGACUUCCAGUACGGUUAUAACCAGGUUCUCUCAUGCUUGGUGGCAGAUGUGGUGGCGUUCAACUCUUCUUUCAACAUGGAGUCUUUCCUGUCCUCCAUUUCGUCCUUCAUGAAGAUGAUCCCCGACCACAGGCCCAAAGACCUGGACAAGCUCAUACGCCCAAAGUGUCGGGUCCUCCACUUCCCCAUCCAAUUCCCCCAUGUCACAAGCAGACCUGAAGUACUACUCAGUCCAGUAGAAGAGGAAAAGGAGGGACUUCUCGGUCUCCGCUCCCCUCCGGCUCCCAAAGCGCUCUGCUUGAGCCCAGAGCCAGAGGCUGCCAUCCUGGAUCAGAGGGAAGGCACCGGGCAGGCCGAGGCUCCUUCUCACCCCAGGGAAGAGCGAGGGCCUGGGGGAGGGAAGGAAGAGGGGGAUGGAGGAGGAGAAGAGAGCCACGUCAGACCUCUUCAUAUCGUCUGGCCUCAUAGGUGGGAACACGACAAAGACCCCGAGCUCUUCUUCAAGAUGCUGCUGAAGCUGAAAGGGAGAGGCCUGGGCUUUCAACUGUCUGUCCUGGGGGAGACCUUCACUGACGUACCAGACAUCUUUGCAGAAGCCAGAGUGGACCUGAAUGCCCAUGUCCUCCACUGGGGGUUCAUGCCCAGUAAAGAGGACUACCUCCAUGUCCUCUGCCAGGCAGACGUGGUGGUCUCCACAGCCAAGCAUGAGUUUUUUGGAGUGGCCAUGCUAGAAGCUGUUCAUUGUGGCUGCUAUCCACUCUGCCCCAAGGCUUUGGUGUAUCCUGAAAUAUUCCCAGAGGAGUAUCUGUACUCUACACCUGAGCAGCUUUAUAAGAAACUCCAGGGACUGUGCAGAAGGCCAUACAUGGUGAGGAGACAUCACGUUAAGGUUGACACCAGUUCCUAUUCCUGGGCUGCGCUGAAGGAGGACUUCAGGAGUCUGCUGGCAUACAAAGAGGACCACCAUCCCUGACGGACAGACUACAACUGGGCCAAUGCGAGUCCGCGGAUCUGCUCAGAAGUGGGCACACUUAGUUCACUCGAUUAGUGGCAGAAUGAGAUGGAUUUAAAGGUUGAUGGAAAGUCUGCAGCGUAGCGAGGGAGGGAGAGUCUCAAGGGCUGUCGUCAUAGCUGCCUGACAUGGAGCCACGGGCAACAAACCUGUGGUGGCCUCAGACAGCCUGUCCCCACCACCUCUCUCUCUCCACUCAGCUCCACUCUGCUCAAAUCAAAGCCAUGCCUUUGAGACAUUGUGCCUGUUGUAAACGUCCCCAUCUUCACGUGCAAGAGGGAGAGGUCUUUUAUGUCUACUGUGGUUUGAAUUUGAAAUAAAGAGAAAAGAACGUGUAAACUCUUUCAAAGGUUUCUCAAAGGCGGUGCCACCUCAUAUAUCCGGUUCAUUUUGAUCUUGUACUGGAGAGGACCUGGAGCUUGAAUUGCUCUCCACCCCACGACUCCCGACAGAGUGGCAGCCAAGUUGUGGCUUGAAACGCUGUUCUCUGCCUCCACACCUGGGUUGCCAGGGGCCUCAUUUAUAAAUUGUGUACCCCAAAAUGUGCGUGCGCCAGUUCACACAAAAGUUGGCAUUCAUAAAAAAUGUACUUGACAUGAGAAUUUGCUCACCUCCCCGCAACUUGUAGACGAUGCGUACUCACAUCUCUGCUAGUGUAUGAAAUAUUGUAUUGCAAUCUGGCAAGUAAGUAUUUUGUGCAAAUGAGGGAUAUGAUGAAAAGCUUAUUCAUAAAACAUAUUAACCAGAAUGCAGCCAUUUCCCAUCAAAGUGGAACUGACAGCAUUUUAGCAACAAAAAAAUCUUAUUAAAAUAUACACCCCCAGGAAGAAUGACACUUCUUUUUACAUUUUCUGACAAGCAAGCACUUAGAUAUGGUCAUUUUCAUGUUUUCAUACAUUCUUAGAAUACAUACUUCCCAAACAUUCCAAAGCAUUUGUAACAAUUCUAUAGCGAUAUAGAGUGGGAAAGCAGCUGUGCGUUUGGACAAUUAAUAGACACUGCAGUAAAUUAAACCGAAUAAAAACAUCUGUCUUGUCCAGGAUUAAAGUCUACGCAGACCGGUGCGGUGCACCGUUCAGGUACACUAGGUCUAUAUGCCAACAAGCCAUUUGCCACAAGGGCCUGCCAUCAUUCACUUUGAACUGGACCGCGUGUUUACAGGCAGUUGCAACAGCGCGGCUUUAGAUCAUUAGAACGCAUUAGGCAAAAUGGAUUUCUGCAAAUAUGUACAGUUGAAGUCGGAAGUUUACAUACAUCCUUAGCCAAAUACAUUUCAACUCAGUUUUUCACAAUUCCUGACAUUUAAUCCUAGUAAAAAUUCUCUGUCUAAGGUCAGUCAGGAUCACCACUUUAUUUUAAGAAUGUAAAACAUCUGAAUAAUGUUAGAGAGAGUGAUUUAUUUCAGCUUUUAUUUUGCCACAACUUUGGAAGUAUGCUUGGGGUCAUUGUCCAUUUUGAAGAUCCAUUUGCGACCAAUCUUUAACUUCCUGGCUGAUGUCUUGGGAUGUUUCAAAAUAUCCACAUAAUUUUCCUGCCUCACGAUGCCAUCUAUUUUGUGAAGUGCACCAGUCCCUCCUGCAGCAAAGCACCCCCACAACAUGAUGCUGCCACCCCUGUGCUUCACGGUUGGGAUGGUGUUCUUCUGCUUGCAAGCAUCCCAUUUUUUUCCUCCAAACAUAACGAUGGUUUUUGUUUCAUCAGACCAAAAUGUACCAUCUUUGUCCCCAUGUGGUCUGGCUUUCUUAUGGUGGUUUUGGAGCAGUGACUUCUUCCUUGCUGAGCGGCCUUUCAGGUUAUGUCGAUAUAGGACUCGUUUUACUGUGGAUAUAGAUACUUUAUCUGUUUCCUCCAGCAUCUUCACAAGGUCCUUUGCUGUUGUUCUGGGGAUUCAUUUGCACUUUUCGCACCAAAGUACGUUCAUCUCUAGGAGACAGAACGCAUCUCCUUCCUGAGGGGUUUGACAGCAAAUGUGUUUAUGCUAGCGUACUAUUGUUUGUACAGAUGAACGUGGUUCCUUCAGGCGUUUGGAAAUUGCUCCCAAGGAUGAACCAGACUUGUGGAGGUCUACAAUUGUUUUUCUGAGGUCUUGCCUGAUUUUUUUGAUUUUCCCAUGAUGUCAAACAGAGGCACUGAGUUUGAAGGUAGGCCUUGAAAUACAUCCACAGAUACACCUCCAAUUGACUCAAAUUAUGUAAAUUAGCCUAUCAGAAGCUUCUAAAGCCAUUACAUAAUCUUCUGGAAUUUUCCAAGCUGUUCAAAGGCACAGUCACCUUAGUGUAUGUAGACUUCUGACCCACUGGAAUUGUGAUACAGUGAGUUAUAAGUUAUAUAAUCUGUCUGUAAACAAUUGUUGGAUAAAUUACUUGUGUCAUGAACAAUGCAUAUGUCCUAACCGACUUGUCAAAACUAUAGUUUGUUAACAAGAAAUUGUGGAGUGGUUGAAAAACAAGUUUUAAUGACUCUUAACAUCAGUGUAUGUAAUCUUCCGACUUCAACUGUAAAUAAAUACAGCGGGAAACCUAUUACAUUUGGGAAGUUUACAGUCCUAUUGAUCAAACAAUCAUAAAAAGGUAGGCUAUCUUUCCCUACAGUACCGGUCAAAAGUUUGGAUCUAACUCAUUCAAGGGUUUUUCAUUAUUUGUACUAUUUUCUACGUUGUAGAAUAGUAGUGUAGACAUCAACUAUGAAAUAACAUACGGAAUCAUUUAGUAACCAAAAAAGUGUUAACCUUUUUAAAGUAAUGAUGAACUGUAAUUUUUCUUUGCUUAUUUGAGCUGUUCUGGCCAUAUUAUCUUAGUCUUUUACCAAAUAGGGCUAUCUUCUGUAUACCACCCAUACCUUGUCCAAACAACUGAUUGGCUCAAACGCAUUAAGGAAAGAAAUACCUCAAAUUAACUUUUAACAAGGCACACCUGUUAAUGUAAAUGCAUUCCAGGUGACUACCUCAUGAAGCUGAUUUGAGGGAAUGCCAAGAGUGUGCAAAGCUGUCAUCAAGGCAAAGGGUGGCUACUUUGAAAGAUCUAAAAUGUAACACUUUUUUUGGUUACUACAUGAUUCCAUAUGUGCUAUUUCAUUGUCUGAUGUCUUUACUAUUAUUCUUCAAUGGAGAAAAUAGUAAAAAUAAAGAAAAGCCUUAAAUGUCUGUCCAAACUUUUGACUGGUACUGUAUAUACACAUUAACAACAACAAGAUCAACAACUAAUUCUAGCCAGAGCAGAUGAGCUAAAAUCUAACGAAUUAACAUUUCAACAAACCCUCUCAAACUUUUUCAGCUAGUUGGCCAUCUAAAUUGAAAUGAUAAACGAUGGGUAAUUGCCUGCUCGUCCUUCUGUAGCUUGUCUGCCAGUGUCCCAACAGAGCACCCAAGCUAACUGGCUAAAGUGUCCUAGCUUGCUAGCUACUUCCAGCCACAAAUGAGGGAACACCUCACUCACCAUUUUACUCGCCCGAGCAGAGCUGGUUAGGCUGUUUACAUGUUAUAUAGAGCGUAUGUGACUAUUACGUUUUUUUGCGCUCUGGCACACUCAAACAACAUUUCAGAGUACAUAGCUAGCCAGAGUGAUUUAGUGAAUGCAAGAGAUAUGCUAAUUGGAUAACAGUCAUUCUGCAUAGCUAGCUAGCAUCUUUAGCUGUGUAGCCACCGAAAAACAAUACCAGGGGAAAAUUUGUGACCAUGACCUCUCCAAUGACACUGUCCUCCUAGCAGCUAUCUAGCUAGCUAACGUUAGGCUCUGUUUUUAGCUUGCUACAUAAAUAGAUACCCUAGCAUAUUAGCCAUGUUAUGACUGACUGGUGAUCAUUAUCCUUGCUAGUUUGAUGGGUAUUGACAUUCCCAGCCUUAGUUACAUUUGUCAGUUUUUUGUCCAAAUUAUGAGUAAUUGAAACUGAAACGGUGCGUCCUGAAUGGAGGCAGCAAACAAUGUACCAGGCCAGCUGUGAUUUACAACCAUAAAGUCAUAUUUUUGGACUACUAAGAAAUGUAUUAGUGAAUUAAUUUAAUCAUGCAUUGAACUGAUCUAUUCUGCCAACAAUGCCUUAGUGUACAUCAUGGAAUGUUGAGUCAAAUAGAACAUAUUUUUAAAACCUCUUAUGAAGUUGGUUUUGUAGCAUAAACUGGGAAUUUGAUAUUUUUGACUGAUAUGAUUCUGUUUCGUAUCUGCAAAGUAGUUAAAAUGCUGUCAGUUCCACUUUAACCAGAAGAGAACAUCUGUGUUUUAUUUUUAGAAUCUAAAAUAUAGACAUAGGAAUCUUUUUCCUAUUUUUCCUUCUUCGAUGGCCGCGUACCAGCGGAAUUAGGUUACUACGUCGAAAUGCAGUCAGGUUAAGACUGGUGAGGACGACAAGCAACCAGAUGAGCUUCCCUGAGACGGUUUCUGACAGUUUGUGCAGAAAUUCUUACAUUGUGCAAACCCACAGUUUCAUCAGUUGUCUGGGUGGCUGGUCUCAGACGAUCCCGCAGGUGAAGAAGCAAAAUGUGGAGGUCCUGGGCUGGCUUGGUUACUACACAUGGUCUGCGGUUGGACAUACUGCCAAAUUCUCUAAAAUGAUGUUGGAGGCGGCUUAUGGUAGAGACAUUAACAUUCAAUGCUCGCAACAGCUCUGGUGGACAUUCCCGCAGUCAGCAUGCCAAUUGCUCGCUCCCUCAACUUAAGACAUCUGUGGCAAUUUAUCCACUCACUACUACUGUAAGUCGCUCUGGAUAAGAGCGCCUGCUAAAUGACUAUACAUUUUUUUUAAAUUAUAUAACUGAACAUUUUAGAGUAUGUGGCCUUUUAUUGUCCCCAGCAUAAUAUGCACCUGUGUAAUUAUCAUGCUGUUUAAUCACCUUCUUGAUAUGCCACCCCUGUCAUUUGGAUGGAUUAUCUUGGCAAGUGAGAAAUGCUCACUAACAGGGAUGUAAACAAAUGUGUGCACACAAGUUGAGAGAAAUACGCUUUUUGUGCGUAUGACACAUUUCUGUAAUCUUAUUUCAACUCAUGAAACAUGGGACCAACACUUUACAUGUUGAGUUAAUAUUUUUGUUCAUUUUAAAUUAUUUUGAACAUACAAUCAAUCUUAGACACUUGCUAUAGGCAGCAUGUAUGCUUAUUCUGCCCAUAUUUAAUGGUUGUAAAUGAGGCCCCAGGAGACUGAAGUACCUAAUCAGACUUGGGCUGACUUGGGCGAGGUACUUGUCUGCUGGUAUCAAUGCAGGUCUCUCUGUCUACGCUCUGUCUUGUAAUGUUCUACAAAUAAACAUUGUUUUCUAUUGUUUUGUAGAA
This is a messenger RNA of Oncorhynchus masou masou (cherry salmon), 6651 nucleotides long. It is a transcript of the gene qtman, whose product is annotated as glycosyltransferase-like domain containing 1. Bases 11 to 1351 code for a protein of 446 amino acids. The record is from RefSeq and is a predicted model, not a curated record. NCBI's taxonomy places the organism in Eukaryota, Metazoa, Chordata, Actinopteri, Salmoniformes, Salmonidae. The transcript is spliced from 10 exons. Gene Ontology annotation, molecular function: glycosyltransferase activity.